Molecule: messenger RNA, 827 nt
Organism: Macrobrachium nipponense
Lineage: Eukaryota; Metazoa; Arthropoda; Malacostraca; Decapoda; Palaemonidae
Product: keratin, type I cytoskeletal 9-like
Exons: 1
Source: RefSeq, a predicted model, not a curated record
GAGGCCACGCUGGUUCUUUCGGAGGUCACAUCUGGUGGUUUUGGAAGUCAUGGAGGCAUCUCCGGAGGACAUGGUGACAGUUUUGGAGGUCAUGGCAGCAGCCUUGGUGGUCACAGCAACUCCCUUGGAGGCUUCGGCGGCGGCUCCUUUGGAGGACACGAUAGUUCCUUCGGAGGUCACGGUGGAUCCCUUGGCGGUCACGGUGGAUCCAUUGGAAGCAAAGGUGGCUCCUUUGGAGGACACGAUAGUUCCUUCGGAGGUCACGGUGGAUCCCUUGGAGGUAAAGGUGGCUCCUUCGGAGGACACGAUAGUUCCUUUGGAGGUCACAGUGGAUCCCUUGGAGGUCACGGUGGGUCCCUUGGAAGCAAAGGUGGCUCCUUUGGAGGUCACAGCAGUUCCUUUGGAAGUCACGGUGGUGCCAUUGGAGGCCACAGUGGAUCCCUCGGAGGUCACGGUGGAUCCCUUGGAGGUCACGGUGGAGCCAUUGGAGGUCACGGUGGAGCCAUUGGAGGUCACGGUGGAUCCCUUGGUGGUCACGGUGGCUCCUUUGGAGGACACAGUGGUUCCUUUGGAGGACACGGAGGUUCCGUAGGAAGUCUUGGCGGUUCCUUUGGAAGCCACGGAAGCGGCAUAAGCCAUGGUUCCUCCUUCGGUGGAGCAGGAAGCAAAGGACACGGUGGAUCUAUUUCAAGAGGAUAUGGUGUCCCCUCAUUCUAAAACGCCAGUAUCUCAUAUACAUAUACACAGAGAACUUUGCUAAAUUCCUAAGUAUGAUUAGUUGCAUGAUAUUUAGCUGUAAUGUAAAUGAAUAAAUUAUUUUCGGUAUA